CGUUUGGGAGAGAAUAACCUACUUUGAGAGAAGUGUGGAUACGGUCCUCCCACCCAUACAGCAUUUUACGCACGUUUAUUGUUUCCAUUUUAUAGCCGUAUGAAAUAGACUAUCGAUUUAACUUGUCCUAUUUCAACUUCGGCCAAGAUUGGAUUUUUAAACGAGCUGGGCUGGGCAGCUGGGGGCCGGCUGGGACCACAGAAGCUCACAGAGAGGGCUGUCGGAGUGCGCACAGCAACGCACGCUGUGAAUCAUCCGCAGUUUUCCAGACGGCGCGCAGGUGCAGGCGGAGAGGAGGAGAGCCGCUCAGGACGCACGGAUGCGACAGGGAUGCUCAGUGAGAUUUUCGCUGUCCCCUCCUCGGUCCUCUGGCAGUGAUCGGACACCGCGAUUCAGCGUUCCUUGGCGCACCAUGACAAAAGUUUGGACUGUUUAAAGAAAAACAAAAUGAUGGUGUGUUGCCCUGCCGUUUUUUCGCGCACUGCUGUGGAUUCCGGCGUCAGUGUAAGUGUCCAGUCAUCGCUCGAGAAAUAGCUGCUAUUCUUUCGGUCUCAAUUUUGGUGCCAGUUUCAACCAACAAUUGAAUUUGAUUGCCGCACACCCUCAGCCGACCCCGGAUUGCAUCUGUUUGAUUUUAACGCUGCAUGCGCUCCGUUAUGGACUUCCUCGGACUGUACUUCUUGCAGCUGGCGCUUAUCGGUGCCCCUUGCAUAGCUUUGUCUGCUGGUGGGAGGGACUGCCUCCGUGCUGGAGAUACGUGCUCCAGCGAUGACACUUGCAGCCCACGACUGCGCACCCUCAGACAGUGUGUGGCAGGAGAUGGCAGCGUGAAGCUGGGACCUGGGGCACGUAACCAGUGUGAGAAUGCCAUGACGGCGCUGCUGUCCACUCCACUGCAUGGCUGCCAGUGUAAACGAGGCAUGAAGAAGGAGAAGAACUGCCUGAGUAUCUACUGGAGCCUGCACCAAUCUGUGCUGCAUGGACUCAGCCUGGUGGAGGACUACCCAUAUGAACCAGAAGAGAGGGGCUCUGACUACGUUCGUCUGGCCUCCAUCGCUGCAGAGUCUGAAGUAACAACUGUGAACCGCUGCCUGGAUGCUGCCAAAGCAUGUAACAUCGACGAGACAUGUCAGAAGCUUCGUACGGAAUACGUCUCAGCCUGCAUCCAGCCAUCUGCCCGCUCAGGCCCGUGCAACCGUCCAAAAUGCAACAAGGCACUAAGGAAGUUCUUUGACCGCGUUCCCCCCGACUACACCCACGAGCUGCUGUUUUGUCCUUGUACCGACACAGCCUGUGCAGAGCGCCGCAGGCAGACCAUAGUGCCGUCCUGCUCCUAUGAAGAGAAGGAGAAGCCCAACUGCCUGGCCGAGCUGCGGAUCUGCAGGGCCGACUACGUGUGCAGGUCUCGCUGGGCACAGUUCCAGUAUGACUGCCAACCCUCCGAUCAAAGUGCCAGCGGCUGCGUGCAGGAGAACUAUGGAGCCUGUCUGCUCGCCUACACCGGUCUGAUAGGAAGCACAAUAACUCCCAACUACCUUGACAAUUCCACAUCUAAUGUGGGGCCGUGGUGUUCUUGUGCAGCGAGCGGAAACCAUCGGGAACAGUGCAGUGACUUCCUCACUUUUUUCCAUGACAACAUCUGCCUGAAAAAUGCCAUCCUGGCCUUUGGGAAUGGAUCGGAUGUGAAAACGGGUCAGCCUGGUUUGCCUGGUCCAGCGACAGACAUCCUUGGCCCACACUCAGCAACCACUGCGCCAGGCAUCUCCAUGGAAACAGAGCAGAACAUUUUGAGAGCACAAAUACCUACUCAGGUAAACGAGAAUGACAGAUUGUGGGGUAACGUGGGAGAUUCCACACUUCCGUCUCCAGGGCUGUCGGACGGCGGCGGCAAGCCCACCCGCCUGUCACUGGUGCUCCUGCUGCCCGGCCUCCUGGUGCUCUCCUACCAGUAAGAGACAUCACCUGCCAACCUCAAUGGACUGAAGUAUAGACCUGGGGGAGGAGAGGAGGGAAGAAAGAAAGAGUGUUUGUCACACGAUGGAGGGUGAAAAGGUGAAGUCUGCCCCGCCCUGCUCUCCUCGCUCGCUCUGUCACAAAAAUCACACUCAGUCUCUCUUUGUGAAUCAUGACUCAGAUCGAUGUCUCAUGCGCCCGACGCCCCUGGAGAGGGCGCUGACACACAGUGGGGGGAGGGGGGCAUUUGUGGGAAGGGGGGGAGGGGGGACCAGGAAGUUCUCAAAAUCCGCUCGCAUUUCUCACUACACACCCGCCCGAGCACAAACUGUUCCAACACACGCAGACUUUGAUCAUCUGAACAUAAUGUCUGACAGUGUACAGUGGACAGACGCUGGAGACCCAGCGCACAAAAAAAAUAUUUAAAAUCAGAAAAAAUAUAAAUAUAUAUAAUUUUUGUCUUUGAACAUUCCUUGAUGUAAAAGAAGAAAAAAAAUUAAAUGUCACGUUUUCUUUCAGAUGAACUAUGAUGACAUGUCCACAGGCUGCUCAUUCAGCUUUGCUCUUUCUUUGGUGUUUUCUUUUAUACAUAAUUAUUCUAACUUUGCAAACUGGCCUAUGAGCCCAAGCGUUUGGUGGAAGCAAGUGUUGUCAUGGAGACAAAUCACAAUGACAUCAUUCAACUUCAUGCUGUUGAUGUUUUUAAAUUGCAGGUAUGACGAGUUCAUUUCCAAAUAAAUAUAUAUGAAAA
This is a messenger RNA of Thalassophryne amazonica, 2704 nucleotides long. RefSeq names its product GDNF family receptor alpha 4a (gene gfra4a). Gene Ontology annotation, biological process: nervous system development. Lineage: Eukaryota; Metazoa; Chordata; Actinopteri; Batrachoidiformes; Batrachoididae. Gene Ontology annotation, cellular component: signaling receptor complex; external side of plasma membrane. Gene Ontology annotation, molecular function: signaling receptor activity. The coding region runs from base 645 to 1952 and encodes 435 amino acids. The transcript is spliced from 8 exons. The record is from RefSeq and is a predicted model, not a curated record.